Dromiciops gliroides (monito del monte) is the source of this 1224-nucleotide messenger RNA. Its product is annotated as trace amine-associated receptor 8b-like. Gene Ontology annotation, cellular component: membrane. Lineage: Eukaryota; Metazoa; Chordata; Mammalia; Microbiotheria; Microbiotheriidae. Gene Ontology annotation, biological process: G protein-coupled receptor signaling pathway. Bases 16 to 1116 code for a protein of 366 amino acids. Gene Ontology annotation, molecular function: trace-amine receptor activity. The transcript has a single exon. The record is from RefSeq and is a predicted model, not a curated record.
AAAAUACACAAGCUAAUGAAAAUUCUGCAAGGUUCAGAGACCAGAAUCAUGAGCAGCAACAAUGGGUUCCAGCCUGCAGCAGUGCAGCUCUGUUAUGAGAAUAUCAAUGGGUCCUGCAUUCAGACUCCCUACUCCCUGGGACCCCAAAUCAUCCUCUACAUGGCCUUUGGCUCUGGGGCUGUACUGGCAGUAUUUGGAAACUUCCUGGUAAUGAUUUCUAUCUUUCACUUCAAGCAGCUGCACUCUCCAGCCAAUUUUCUCAUUGCCUCCUUGGCUUGUGCUGACUUUUUGGUGGGAGCCACCGUGAUGCCCUUCAGCAUGGUGAGGUCGGUGGAGAGUUGCUGGUAUUUUGGGGAGAGUUAUUGUAAAGUUCACUGUUAUUUUGAUGGAUCAUUUUGUUAUUCUUCCAUUUUUCACUUGUGCUUCAUCUCCAUUGAUAGAUACAUUGCUGUCACUGACCCUCUGAUCUAUCCAACCAAAGUCACUUUGAAUGUUUCCUUAGUGUGCAUCACAGUCUCAUGGCUUCUUGCUAUUACUUACGUCUUUUCAAUUCUUUCCAUUGGUGUCAAUGACGAUGGGCUGGAGGAAUUAGUAAGUGCCCUCAAGUGUGUGGGAGGCUGUCAGACUGCUAUGAAUCAAACCUGGUCAUUGGUAGGUUUUCUAUUGUUCUUCAUCCCCACUCUGGUUAUGGUUAUUCUUUACUUUAAGAUUUUUCUAAUAGCUAAACAACAGGCUAGAAGGAUUGAAAACACAAGUAGCAAAGGGGAAUCUUCAUCCUCAGAUAGUUACAAAGCCAGAGUGUCCAAGAGGGAGAGAAAAGCAGCAAAAACACUGGGCAUUGCUGUGAUUGCAUUUGUAAUUUCAUGGUUCCCCUAUUUUGUUGAAACAAUAAUUGAUGCUUUCCUAGGCUUCAUCACCCCAACAUAUAUUUAUGAAAUUUUAGUUUGGUUUGCCUAUUAUUAUAAUUCAGCCAUGAACCCUCUGAUUUAUGCUUUCUUUUACCCUUGGUUUAGAAGAGCUGUUAAACUGAUUGUCACUGGGAAAGUCUUCAGAGGUCACACUUCAACAAUAGAUUUGUUUUCUGAGCAGGCAAAGGCUUCCAAUGGAAGAAGUUAAAAUUUACUUGAAAGAAAUCUAUUAUCAAACAGUGGAAAAACCUAAGAUGAAGGACUUUUUUAAUAUGUAAAAAAUUUGUUGCUCUUUACAUGAGACACAAACCUCCAA